Messenger RNA from Falco peregrinus (peregrine falcon), 6278 nucleotides. It is a transcript of the gene ADGRF4, whose product is annotated as adhesion G protein-coupled receptor F4. Gene Ontology annotation, biological process: G protein-coupled receptor signaling pathway; cell surface receptor signaling pathway. Lineage: Eukaryota; Metazoa; Chordata; Aves; Falconiformes; Falconidae. Gene Ontology annotation, cellular component: membrane. Bases 869 to 3007 code for a protein of 712 amino acids. Gene Ontology annotation, molecular function: G protein-coupled receptor activity. The record is from RefSeq and is a predicted model, not a curated record. The transcript has 6 exons.
UGAGGGUAGUCCACUGCCUGCUCCUUUGGACUGUGCACUUCUUCCCAGCCACGCCGCACACGGCUCUUGGGGUAAGUUUCACUAGACCAGGCUGCCCAAAUCCCCAUCCCACCUGACCUUGAACACUUCCAGGGAUGGGGCAUCCACAGCUUCUCUAGGCAACCUGUGCCAGUGUCUCACCACCCUCAUCAUAAAAAUUUCUUCCUCAUCCGAUCUAAGCCUACCCUCUUCCAGUAUGAAACCUUUUCCCCUUGUCCUGUCGCUGCAGGAGGAAAUAUUUUGAAGUAUUCAUUAUGUUCAACAUGCCAAGCAACCUCCAGCACAACUCCUGGAGUGUUAGAAACCUGCUAUUCAGCCUCCUUUACCCAGCAGUAACAGUGCAGCUCCCAAGGCAUUGCGUAGCCAAGCUUUCCUUCCAGGCUGGCAGGGUUUGUCUGGUUGGAGGUGAUGGACCGUUUGACCAAGCGGUGACGGAAGCUGUUCUGGAUUGUGCCUGGCUGCACCACACACCGUCCCAGCAAGUGGUCCUGCCUGCAGGAGUCCCGUGUGCCUACCUUGGGGUCACUGCCCAACCAGGAGAGGAAUGAAGUGGCUAUUGAUAUUCGUACAACUGUAGUUUUAUCUUAUGGCAAAAGUCAUAUAGAUCGCAUUGUCACCAACAAGUCACAGAUUCUCACCAACACGGGAAAUACUGGAGAGCUUAAGCCUAAUACAGGCUUUUUGACUGAAGGACAACUGCUGGAGGCGUGUGUGAUCCUGUCGGCUAACUCAGUAUGUCACUGCAGUAGAAGGGUAGAACCGAAGGCUCGAUAUGUAGAGAUACACUGUCAGUGGGGAGUUCUCAGUUGGUCUGUAUGAGCAAGGGGCCAUGAGCUCUGCAUUCUGGACCUUGAUAAGACUUCUGGACCUCAAAAUGACUAUUCUGCCCUUGCAGUCACCUUUCUGGUUUGUGCCACGGAGUCAUCUUAUUUCAGAUUUAAUCUGCAUUCCACUUCUUAUUUUUCAGGUUCUCCAUAAGGAAUCAAAGACUGGUAAUCAGCAAGAUGGCUGUAUAAAUCUUAUUCCCUGCAAAGAUAACGGAGCUAUUUGUAUUCAGCCUUGUUCUCCCUCCUUCCAUGGGGAGACAAGCUUUGUUUGUGAAAACAGAAAGUGGCAAGUGUUUGCAGAUGCCUGUGCAAGCCUGGAUGUUCAGUCUCUUUUUCAGAGAAUUUCUGAACGUGAGCUCCUUCCAAGCUCUGGAGGACAGGUUAGUGUUGCUGGAGAACACCUUCCUUUUGUAGGGGAAGGAAAGCCAGCACAUGGGAAGCCUGGAGGUGGAGCAAAAUAUUUUGGUGAUGACGACCAUGGGAAUAGUAACUGCCAAGCUGAUUUUUCAUGCAUCAUCCCAGAUAUCCUGUCUUCACCAGCCAUUCCAGGAAACAUUGCUGAUAUAGUGGAAUUGCUGAAGAAGAUUUCCCUGCUGUUAUCAGAGAAUGUCAAUAGAGGAAAAAUGCAGGCUUACAGCAGGAUAGCAAACCAUAUUCUUAACAGCUCCAUUAUUUCCAACUGGGCUUUUGUAAAGGACAGAAAUGCUAGUUCAGUAUUACUGGACUCGGUGAAUUUAUUUGCUGGGAAACUUCUCCUAAGGAAUGGGUCAGAACGUAUACAGGAGCGCUUCAUCUCUACAAAAGGCUACAGCAUACAUAAAAACACUUCUGGAAAGAGCUUUGAUUUUUCUAUGGAGUUCAAUAACACAGGCAAUAUCACUGGGCACGUGGUGAUUCCAGAAGAAGAGCUUUCCAGGUUACCCAAGGCUUCCAAAGCCAUCAGCAUUGCAUUUCCAACACUUGGAGCCAUUAUAGAAACCAGCCGGUUGGACCCAGUUUCUGUAAAUGGAAUGGUGUUAUCCGUGUCUCUGCCAGAAGAGCUCCGGCGUAUUUUGCUCACCUUUGAAAAGGUGAAUAAACUGGAGAACGUCAAGGCUCAGUGUGUUGGGUGGCACUCCACGGAAAGGAGAUGGGAUAACAGGGCGUGCAAAAUGACAUCUGACAACAUCAGCAGUGUUGUUUGCGUCUGCAAGUACCACCGUCGGACAUUCAAAUCCUUCUCCAUUUUGAUGUCCCCUGCCGUGCUCCGAAAUGCAGUGCUGGAUUACGUUACACGCGUAGGGUUAGGCCUUUCCAUUUGCAGCCUGGUUCUUUGCCUUAUCAUUGAGGCUGUUGUCUGGCGCCACGUUACAAAAACCGAAAUAACCUACAUGCGCCAUUUUUGUUUGGUCAACAUCGCUACAUCGCUUCUCAUCGCCGAUGUUUUGUUCAUCUUGGCGGCUGUUGUUCACAACACAGCCCUAAACUAUCAGUUGUGUGUAGCAGCCACGUUUUUCCUUCACUUUUUCUAUCUUGCCUUGUUUUUUUGGAUGUUUACCUUGGGCCUUUUGAUUCUUUAUGGAUUAUUAUUAAUUUUUUUUAAGAUAACAAGAUCUGUAUUCAUAGCUACAGCAUUCUCUGUUGGAUAUGGAUGUCCCUUGGUCAUAUCUAUCCUCACUGUUGCUAUUACUGAACCAAAAAACGGGUAUUUAAGGAGUGGAGCCUGCUGGCUCAAUUGGUAUGAGACCAAAGCCCUCUUGGCCUUUGUUGUACCCGCUCUGAGCAUCAUUGUUGUGAAUGUGGUGGUGGUGAUAGUAGUUGUGGUGAAGACUGGGAGAUCCUCUGUUGGAGAAGGCUGCCAGUCACAAGAUUUGAGCAACAUGAUCCGAAUUAGCAAAAAUGUUGCCCUUCUGACACCUCUUCUGGGUCUCACCUGGGGGUUUGGAUUAGCCACGGUUGUCGACAGUCGCUCUCUGGCGUUCCAUGUUAUGUUUGCACUAUUGAACGCCUUUCAGGGAUUCUUCAUCCUGUUGUUUGGGACACUUCUGGACAGAAAGACAAGAGAAGCCUUAAGGAUGAGCUGCCUUUCAUCAAAGAGGAAGUGUAGUCUAGCAAAGGUAAAGAUUUAUAUAGAUUGCUUUUUUCCCCCCUUAGAGGCUUAAUUUACUAACUUACCUUAUUUGUAUGAGGAAAGAAUGGAACAAAUCACUGAAUCUUACCUGGUUUAACAUUUUUCUAAGGCAAAUGCUUGCUGAAGGAAAUACAGUGUCCUGGUUUUGGCUGGGAUGGAGUUAAUUUUCCUCUUGGUGGUGCUGUGUUUUGGAUUUGGUGUGGAAACAGUGUGGUCAGGGACUUUUUGGUUUCUCAGGCCUUGCUGGCGGGAGGGCUGGAGGGAUGCAGAAAAUUGGAAGGGAGCAGAGCCGGGACAGCUGACCCCAACUAGCCAAAGGGAUAUUCCAUACCAUGGGAUGUCAUGCUCAGUAUAUAAACUGGGCGGGUUGCCCAAGGCUGCCGAUCGCUGCUCGGGGACUGUCUGGGCAUCGCUCAGCAGGUGGUGAGCAACUGUACUGGGCAUCACUAGUAUUCUUUUCUCCCUUGCCUUUGAAUUUCACUCCUCUCCCCUUCUCCCUUGUUUUCAUUAUAGCUUAUUAUUACUCUUUUGCUUUUAUCUCAAUUGUUACAACUGUUCUUAUCUCAGCCCUCAAGUUUUACAUCCCUUUCUGAUUCUCCUCCCCACCUCCUUGCGUUGGGGGAAGUGAGCGAGCUGCUGCGCGGCACUUCGUUACUGUCUGGGGUUAAACCGCAACAUACAGGUAUCUGAAAAGGAUGUUGAGGGUAUUAAGCUUCUAGAUAUUAGAAGUGGCAAUCCAUAGACUUUUGACUGCUACAUAACCUACUGCUGUUACAAAAUUAAAAAUGGUAUUUUAAUCUCAUCUUUUCACCUGUAGAUAUCAAAGUCCUUUAGACAGAGAUGCCAAUGACCUUUUUCCCCAGCUGUAAAAUACACCUAAUUUAAGGUGACUAAGUAAGGAGCAGAAUUAGGAGUCCAAAAUCCCAAUGUAAUGACCUAUUUGCCAUCUAUACGAAAAUAUGGAUCCGUAUGAUGGCAGGGCUGCUUUUAGAUAUCAGAAGGUGGUUCUGCUUCCAGCUGGACAUCAGUUCAGGAUAGAAACCGCUCAGAGCCCAGCCGGUACAUUUGGUGCUCAUCAAUGUUGGUUCUCAAAGAGCCUGAGGGUUUUUUUAAAUAUCAAGACAAUUCAUUAAAAGCCAGUGUUUAAACCUUAAGGAAACAGCUGUGUUUCAGCAGCUUCCUAGGAAAACGUAGGUGGAAUUGAAGUGCUGACCUUGCUGAGUUAGUAUUUCCUACCUCUGCUGGAAAAGUUUAUCUGCUGUUUGUUAGAUUUCCUUUGGUACCGAGGCUUUAAUGCUUUCAUGCUGUAUUUAUAAAAGGGAAUCCCCUUUAGCUGUCUUGCAAGAAUAGUCUGCAGUGCUCCUGCUGUCUGCCAAAAGAAACUAUGUCAGUUCAGUUUGAACUUCAGGAAAAUAAAGGUAUUUCCUUGCUUUUCUCCAGUCUAUAUAUCAGUCCUGAUUCUAGUAUUGAAAGCUAUUCCUAGUUUUACAGAUCCAGGAUCCAAAUAACAGUGAAGUUGUUGCACAUCUUAUCAAACUUCAGGUCAGGAGUGGAAGUUUGUAGGUUAAAAUUCUCUCAAGUCACCACCAGUAUAAUAUUCUGGAAACAAUGGUAGAAAUUUCACUAAUCCCAUGACUUGACAACACUUGCUAAAAGUAUUAAGUGAUCUCACUGGGCAAAAUUUUACGUGGAAACCAUGGCUGCCUGUGUCUACAAGCUUGGGUCAAUGUGGCCACUCACCUGGGUGAAAGAGGCCACAUGAGUUUGACUUACAAGAGCUGGAAAAGUUUGUCACACCUGAAAUGGUUGUUAAAAAAAAUAAUAAAAAAAAAAUUAAAACCUCUUGUUUCAGAGAGGUUUCAGAAUGGGACUGUAUCUGGGGGUUUAAUGGCGAUUGUGUAAAACACCUAGAAGGGUUAUGCAGACUCUCGCUUCAGGUCCCCUGGUUGCUCCAGCCUCAUAAAAACCCUUCUUCUGGAUCAGAUUUUAAGAUGACCAUCUUGUGGUGUUUCUCACAGGAUUUGAAGGCACCUCCUUUUUGAAAUGGAACUUCCACCUACACGGAUGACAUAUCUAAUCUGACCUGCUGAUUUCUUUUCCCUUAGUCCUAGCAAUGGACGGUUGUCUUCAGUGAACCUGAGCAGUGAGAGGAAAAAGGAGCACUUUUUACACAGAAAUCCUGGUUUGAGAUGAGCCAAAGUGGCUGACCAGCUCAGAGCAUGGACAGCACUGUCCUGAAGCACGACGACGGGAAACAUCAUGAAAACUAGAAGAGAAAAGGCUCUGAACCUGCUGUCAGGAGCAGGAAAUCAUCAGGGUUGCUGCAGCCCUUGGAGGAAACACACUGAUACACCUUUCUCACCUUUAUGAAAACUGCUGUGAGGAGAGUUUGUCCUCGUUUGCCAUUUCAGUGCUUCAGUUUCUUUUAUUAUUUUUUUUUUAUGUCAGUGCAAUGAGGAGCCGUACAGCAUGUGGAGCUGUUCUACAGUUAUUUAAUUUUUAAUGUGAUGUGGAAAUAUUGUGUGUUAUUGAGCUGGUUUUGGCUAUCUUUGAUCAAAAGUGAUUCUGUUAGGUGGCACUGUAUUCAUAAUUUCCAUUUGUCCUCCCAGACUGAGGGAGCAUGUAACACUAUUUCUGCCUUGCAGCUGUUCUCUCCAUCUCGGUAUUUGUCCAUCUCGGUGCUUGUGUGUCAGAGGAAUUGUACAAAGCACUGUUUCAGUUUGCCAGGAUAGAAAUUUCAUUCUUUUUCCACCCUGCAAGACAAUGACAAAGAUAAACAAGAAUGAACAUUCUGCAAAUAAUUAGUUUCCCUCUUUAGAUGUGGCAAAGUAAGUUGUGAAUAUGCUUCAGUUUAAUCAUGUGGAUGGAAAGCUCCCACGUCCCAUGCGGUGUGCUAACGAAGGAAAUGGUUUGUCCAUGUGAGAUGGGGUACUCGGCUUCAUUAGAAAAUCAGUCCUCGGUCUGAGAAAUCCUUUUUUAAUGCAAGCUUUGAUAGAAAUGUUAUUCUCUCUUGUCAGGACACAUCAAUGUUUUCAAAUGGAAAUAAGGUUGAAAUUUUGUCAUUGUUUCUAAUAAGCAGUCACUAUUCUCUACCGAAAAAAGCAGAUAAAUGCCCUUUAAUGUUAGCUGGUAUUACUCAAGUCAGAAAUCACUCAUCCCCCUGUAGCUUCACAUACGUUUGAAAUACAGAAAAUUUAAUCAAAAUAAUACUGUUUAAUGUCAUCAACACCCCUUUACUGAAGAGGGAGAAAAAUACCCUGGGAAAUGAACUGAGGGGUGUGGGGCAUGUGAUGCGUACUAUG